UCACCAGUCCAGUCAUACCACCCAGUUAUCCACAGUCUCUAGAAUCCAGUCACCAGUAAUUCAUAAUGACAGUCUGUAGUACCCAGGUCACCCAGUCACCAAUUCCCAGUAACUUAGUCACCGGUAUCCAGUCAGUCACUAAUAUUCAUUCAAUCAUCCACAGUCACCAGUUCUGUCACUGAUAUAGUAAAUAGUAAUCAACCCACAGUCACCAAAACACGUUCUCAGUUACCCCACAAGUUAAUUUCAACAUCUUCAUUUGUGGGUGAGAUGUUGACAAACUUCUUGUUGUUGUUGAACGUGUGAGAUAAGAGUGUAAUCUGGCACUUGCUGGUCUUUGAUUACUGGUCUGUAAUUGAGGUUGAGUAUCGACCACUUUACCUGCGUGACAACAGAUAUACAGUGACGGUGGCGGCAGUAAGUACCAGCUGUAAGUGACCGUUGUCUAGUAACAGUGACCCCGUGUGCUUAGUGACCCACCAAGGUUGAUAAACAGUAUUGGUGAUCAAAGGGAGAACCGUGAAGGUAGCAUGAGACGUCUCUUGCUGAGAAAAUUUACGCCAUAAUCACGGUUUCCACCCCAACCUACACACUACACCUUGUUCUUCCACACACCUGCAGGAGAGCACUAUGAGGCGUCUCUGUCCCCUUCUCAAGUCCUUCGGCCUCCUGGUGGUGGUUCUAGGAUUGCUGUCCCCCUCAUACGCCGUUCAGAAAUCCUACCUGUACCAUUUUGGAAUCGAAGCUGGAGACACCCAAUUGCUGAACGCAGACGAAAUAUCCUCACCGGAGAUUAAGUUGAGGGCGCCCAUCACAUUUUUCGGGCAGGUCUACAAUUCUAUAUUUGUCAAUGGUAAUGGCUUUGUCUCCUUCCUGACGGAGAUACCCAACUUCUUCAAUGUCCAGUUACCUCCCGAGUACCCCAUCAUCGCCCCCUUUUACUCCGACGUCGACACCAGGGGGGCAGGAAGUAUCUGGUACAGAGAGACAUCAGACCCAGGCACAGUGUCACGUGCCAAGUUUGAUCUGCAGCAGUACUUCACCAUUGCUGCAGACUUCCAACCUAAAGGUGUCUUCAUUGUCACCUGGGAUGGCGUGGGUCGUUACAACCAGCGGACAGAUAGGGUAAAUACGUAUCAGUUGGUUAUUGUGACUGACACACUGGAAACAUAUGUUAUGUUCCACUAUGCUGACAGUGGAAUCCAGUGGCUGCAGGGUGACGGCAAGAACCCCAGCAUAGCAGAUGCUAGGGGCCAGGCAGGCCUUGUCUCUGGUGAUGGAAGGCUCACCACUCUCAAAGGUUCUGGCACUGAUCAAGUUAGGAGUCUUGACAAAUGGAGUAACUGUGGUAAUCCAGGAGUGUGGAUGUUUCGUAUUGGACAGUUGAGUUUGGACCAGAAUGUACAGUUACCAGAUCUUGGCAUCAGUGACAGCAUAAGCCAGGGAGUUGAGGAAGCCCAGUCAUGUGGUGUAGGAGGAUCCAUUUGCCAUUCCAACUCCAUCUGCACCGAUUACUCACCAGGAUUUUGCUGCAGCUGUAAAGAUGAUUACUUUGGCAAUGGCAUUAAUUGUGUUCUUAAGGAGGAGCCCCUGCGUGUUACUGGGAAGGUAAUUGGAAACAUCAACGGUGUGGAACUAGAGGACUCCGACCUCCACGCUUAUGUGCUGACAGCAGAGGGCCGUAGCUACACUGCCAUUUCUAGGAUACCAUCUCAGAUCGGUUAUGACUUGCAGAGUAUUACAUCGCUUGGUGCUGGCAUUGCUUGGUUGUUUGCCAAACCUAUUGAAGACAUCCCCAAUGGAUUCUUCACAACAGGUGGUGUACUAAAUCGUACUGUAGAGGUGGAUUACCCCCAGACAGGUCAUCAUGUUGUCAUCCAGCAGCAUUUUGAAGGUUUAGAUGUUUUCAACAAUAUACAAGUCAAGACUCAAAUUACGGGAUCAGUGCCGACAGUUCCCCUGGGAUCCAAGAUUGAGAUGGAAGCCUUCAGUGAGGAGUACACCAGAGUAAAGCUAGGUCAGCAGAGGGCACGGUCUAGUCGCAUAUUCCGUUUGAAGGGACAAAACAUUGACACUCCUUUCUCUGUGGAGACCACCAUUGACUACAAUGAAUGUACUUGGAGGACUCGAGGGCCAAGUGAACAAGAUACACUGCGGCUCAAGGUGGCUGAGAAUAUCUUCAUUCAGUAUGAUGCUCCUGAAGAGAUUGUCCGCUAUGCACUCUCAGCAAAGGUGGCUUCUCUUGAGGAGGUUGACCCGUGUGUUGAGGGGCGACAGGAGUGUGGACAAAACAGCCAGUGUGUUGUUGAUGGAGACACUUUCAGAUGUGUAUGUGAACGAGGAUAUGAGGAAUUGUAUGAUGCAACGCUCAACGAGGAGAUUUGUUUGGAUAUGAACGAAUGUGACACAGGACGAGACAACUGCCACUUUGAUGCCACCUGUGUCAAUAACCCUGGGAGCUUCACUUGUUUAUGUAAUCCUGGGUUCACUGGAGAUGGGGUCGUCUGUGAAAGAGCAGCCAGCUGUGAUGGCAUCCCAUGUGACCCUAAUGCUGUGUGUGAACUUCGUUCUGCUGCUCCUCAGUGUAUUUGCCUCCCUGGAUUUAGUGGAGAUGGCCUCAUAUGUACAAAGGAUUCUGGUGAGUCAGCAGUAGUCCAGCAACGUGACUGUUUGGAGGAAGAUACUUGCAGUCCUUAUGCUAAUUGUGCAUAUGAUGAUAGUACCAGGAGCUUCCGUUGUAUGUGUUUCUCGGGCUACAGUGGAGAUGGACAGACUUGUAACCCAACUGCUGAGCAACCAGAGAGCUGUGGGACAGCGAGAAAUUGCUCACCAUAUGGCGUGUGCACAAGAACAGAAGAUGGAUACAGAUGUGAUUGUCUCCCAGGAUUCUCAGGUGAUGGUUACACCUGCGAUGCUUCUGACUCAAUUGUACCACCCUAUCAACCUCAGCCUCCAUAUCAACCAUAUCAUCCUGAAGAGCCUUAUCAACCAGAACAACCACAUCAACCAGAAGAGCCAUAUCAACCAGAACAACCCUAUCAACCAGAACAACCCUAUCAACCUGAACAACCCUAUCAACCAGAACUACCCUAUCAACCAGAACAACCCUAUCAACCGGAACAGCCAUAUCAACCAGAGGAUCCAUAUCAACCAGAGGAUCCAUAUCAACCAGAGGAUCCAUAUCAACCAGAGGAUCCAUAUCAACCAGAGGAUCCAUAUCAACCAGAACAGCCAUACCAGCCGGAGCAGCCCCAUGAACCGGAUCAACCUCAGGAUCCAACAAAGUUGUCAGAACCAGAGUGUCUGUUUGGUGUGUGUUGGUGCCCAGGAACCCUCCAUUUCAACACUCAACUCAACCUUUGUGAACUACCAGAUGAAGCUUCUUCACUGAUUGGAGGUGGCAGUGAGGAGACCCCAAGACCAUAUUGUGGCUCGGCAAAAUGCAGCUGUCCUGAUCAUUACAAAUACAAUGCUGCUCUUCACAGCUGUGAUGUUUUACCAAGUGUGGAAGGACGGCCGUUGCCAGUUUGUUUCUUGGGCAAGUGUUCCUGCCCAUUGGGCUACAUCUAUGACUACAACCACCAUGACUGUCAACCCAGCAACAAGCCUGGCCACGACUACACAAUAAAGGGACCAGGACAAACUGGUAAUGUCCACACACCAGUAAUAAUUACUAUACAUUUGCUAUAUGUUCUAACAUGCAAUAAUUUUUUGAUUGUCAAUAGCUGCCAUCCCAAUGCACAGUGUAUAUAUGACAGCUACACCCAGACAUAUUCCUGCCAGUGUGAUGUUGGGUAUGAAGGAGAUGGAUACUACUGCAAUGAACUUGAUAUGUCGUGUGAUAAGGUAUCCAUCUGCCAUAUCCAUGCCCAGUGUCUCUUUGAUGACUUCGCACUCCAGCAUGUGUGUGUCUGCCUGGACGGUUACCAAGGUGAUGGCCUGGUCUGCACACCACAAGAUGAGUGCAGCAGUGUUCUGGACUGUGACACCAAUGCUCAGUGUCUGUAUGAGAGUAAAAGCCAGCGUUACAAGUGUGAGUGUAAUGAUGGUUAUGAGGGAGAUGGACGCAUAUGUAAUCCACGUGGAGAAGCAAGCUGUAACAUCAUCAACAACUGUGAUGUAAAUGCCAACUGCAUAUACUCAACAUACUCUCUGAAGUACCGUUGCCAGUGCCGUGAUGGUUAUGAAGGUGAUGGCAGUUUUUGUACACCUACUCAGGUUGGCUGUAAUGUUGUUUACAAUUGUGGGGACAAUGCUGAGUGUUCCUAUGAUCGGACUGCUCAAAAAGCAGCCAUACUAGGAAAAUAUUUCUCCUUUCACUUUUAUUAUUUAUUUGUAUUAAUCAGAGCUGGGUUUUUUCAUAAGGGCUUCCAAGGUGAUGGAUUCUUCUGUCAUUCUUCAAGAUCCUGUCAGUCCGAUCUUUCUGUGUGUCAUCCACAAGCUGUUUGUCUGCCAGAUGACGUCUCAGCCUUUGGUUACAAGUGCAGCUGUCGAGAUGGUUUUACAGGAGAUGGAUAUAAUUGUCAAGAGGCACCAGAUCAUGAGAAGAACCUGCUACUUCUCAACCAGGGGCUGUCUGUCCUUCGUAUGCCUGUUGAUAUACGUUCUGGAGGAGGUCACCCUAUCCACGUUGAUCCUUUUAUGAUAGCUGUGGGUGCUGAUGUUGACUGCCUGGCUGGCCGUUACUACUGGACAGAUGUCAGGUCAUCAUCCAUUCGAUCUUCAAAGUAUGAUGGCUUUGAGAGGAAGCCCGUAGUCACAGGAGAUAACAUUGGAUCCCCUGAAGAUGUUGCUGUUGACUGGGUGUCUGGAAAUGUGUACUGGACUGAUUCUGUAAAUGACGUUGUAUCUGUGGCAUCCAUAAAGGAAAGAAAAUACCGUGUAGUUAUAGAGGAUGGACUAAUCAAUCCCCGUGGUAUUGCUGUACAUCCAGGUCUAGGACUCUUGUUUUGGAGUGACUGGAAUCGCGGAGGUCCAAAGAUUGAGGUGUCGGGACUGGAUGGAUCAAAUCGACGAGUGCUUGUUGACCAAGAUAUUGGACUGCCAAACUCCUUGGUAGUGGAAUAUGACACAGAAACUCUCUGCUGGGCUGAUGCUGGGACACACAAGAUUGAGUGUAUUGGGAUAAACGGUGGUGGGCGACGGGUGGUGAUGCAAGGCGCUCAAUAUCCAUUUGGCCUUGCUCGUCUAGGUGAAGAGUUCUUCUACACUGACUGGAAUGACUCAAAGAUCCAUAGUGUGAAUCGGUACUCUGGCCUAGAGUCAUCUAUUAGAGCACCUCCUCCGGGAGGAUCUGGCAAAUUGUAUGGCAUUGUUGCAGUUCCCCCCACAUGUCCACCAGUGUCCAAUGUGUGUGCAGUUAGUCAUGGAGGAUGUCCUACAACCCACUUGUGUCUCCCUAAUGGUCGGGGGGGUCGCACUUGUGCUUGCAGUGACCUUGCUGUGCAGGAUGAGGAAAACCCUUGUGUCGACUACAAUUAUUGAGUGCUCUAAGGUGACUGUAACUGUUUUGGUGAAUUUUAAUUGUUUAAUUGAAUGAAUUAGCUAAGAAAUAUCGUGAAAAUAUAGAUGACUUAAAAUUAGGCAUGACUAGACUUGCUAAAAACACUAAGUGGCCUUAUUGAUAAGUGCUAUCAUGUUGCCAAACAUAACUAUUCUUGUUAAACUAAACUGACAAUUAGUGACUGACUAAAGCUGGUAACAACCACAAAUGUAUCUUGGCUAAUGAAAUGCUGGUUGACUUAAGCUGAUGGCAAUUUAAGGAUGAUGAAAACUUAUGACAACCAUGGAUUUACUCCAGUUGGUAGUAACCAUAAGUUGACUGAAACGAAUAGGAUUAUUUAUGCAGAUGACAAAAUUUAUGUUACUUGUUCAACUUAGUUUAUAUUAGCUGUUGGUUGAGAUUAUUUUUACUCUUGGACAAACAAUUUGGCUUCAUGUACAGGAUUUUUAACAAAUAUUUUAUGAUUAAACUGGCUAUAAAUUUUAGGUAACAAAAGGACUCAUGUUCUAAGCUGCACAUCAAAUGAGCUGUGUUGCCUCAACUCAAUAAACUGCCAAUCAGGCUGCAAACUUUACUGACUAAAAACUGACCAAGAGCGAUGUACCAGGGCAUUAUGUAAGCAAAUCUUAACUACUGAUACAUGUUAAAUUCCUUGAUCAGUGGCCGUUGUUGGUGAAAAAUGAUUUUGGUCAUAAAUACAUGAAGAGGUGUACAGUUGCAGUCAAAAGUAAUCAUCCACCCCUACCACUACCAUACCUGCGAGCUCAAGGCCUUUCUACACGACAGGUCACAAGAGGGUGGGGGAGAGCUAGAGUUGAUGGAUCCGGGUAAGGUAGGAGGGCAUAAGUCAACUGCCACAGACGUAGUGAGAGUUUAUGUGGUCUUGUUAUCCUUAACACCUGAAGAAGAUGUUAAGGCUGGUGGCUGUAGCUUGAUGUUGACGGUUUUAAUGACCCUGGCAGCUGAUAGGCCUAAAGCCCAACCAGCCAACCAGAGUUAAGUCCAAAUAACACCUCCCCUUCACCAUUUCGGAUGGGUGGUGAAGGGGAGGUGUCAUUUGGACUUAAAUUUCCCUUAGUUAUCUAUGCCUUUAUUUGACAUUCUGGGGAAGAAUGCACGUGAGGUUUUUGCAGGUAAUGUGUCAUUAGUGUUGACAAGACAUCUGACUUCUGCAAGGAAAAACCUCUGAUAUGACAACAUAAGAGAGAAGGGGGUGUGGCUUGCUCACCACCAGUAACACUAAACUAGGCUGUUAUACUUGAUCACUUCCACCUCUCGCCACUACUGUUCUUGAAAAAAAAAUCACUAAAAAAUUAAGAAUGAAUUGUUGGAUAGAUUGUGACUUGUCCACC
Molecule: messenger RNA, 6855 nt
Organism: Homarus americanus (American lobster)
Lineage: Eukaryota; Metazoa; Arthropoda; Malacostraca; Decapoda; Nephropidae
Product: nidogen-like
Exons: 31
Coding region: 631-5484 (1617 amino acids)
Biological process (GO): cell-matrix adhesion
Molecular function (GO): calcium ion binding
Source: RefSeq, a predicted model, not a curated record